Messenger RNA from Marasmius oreades (fairy-ring Marasmius), 1008 nucleotides. RefSeq lists its product as uncharacterized. The coding region runs from base 1 to 1008 and encodes 335 amino acids. The record is from RefSeq and is a predicted model, not a curated record. The transcript is spliced from 15 exons. NCBI's taxonomy places the organism in Eukaryota, Fungi, Basidiomycota, Agaricomycetes, Agaricales, Marasmiaceae.
AUGGCCCCAACAAACCCUGCAGCUAUUGCCCACGGAUGGAUGUUCAUUGGGACCAUUUUCAAUGUCUGCAUGAUGGGGGUGAUUAUUAUGCAGAACUAUCUUUAUUUUGUCACCUUUCGCCAUCGAGACCCAAGCUGGUUGAAGUCGCUCGUUGCUUUCGUUUUCUUUGCGAAUCUUCUCAACACAGGAUUUGUUACCGCCGAUCUGUACCUCGCCCUCGUAACAAACUACAUGAACCCAACCUUCCUGGGCGUCUCUACUUGGCUGUUCGAUACCGAUCCCGUUAUUGUCGGUUUGAUCGCCGGGUCGAUCCAGCUGUUCUUCUCGUGGCGUGUCAAGGUUUUGACUGGUAAAUUAUACCUUGGAUUGAUCACUGCAGGUCUCGCCUUGUCGCAAAUAAUUUGCGCCAUGCUCAUGGCUUGGAAAUGUCGUCAAUAUCCGGCAUGGGGAGAUUUCGCGAAAUUCACGGACCUGAUCUACGCGUGGAUGAUUUCCACCAUCCUCGUCGAUGUUGUUAUCACCGUCAUUUUGGUGUGGUACUUGGUAAGAAUCGUCCCUCUCAACCGAGGGCACAAGACUGGAAUGGCUCGAUCUGAUGAACUCGUUGACCGUAUCAUUAGGAUCACUAUUCAAACUGGUGCACUCACCUCCGUCUGGGCCCUUGUCGACCUCGUUACGUUCCUGGCUAUCCCUGACCAAGCAGUCCACCUCGUCUUCCAAGUCUCCAUGGUCAAACUCUACACCCACUCUUUGAUGAGUAGCUUGAACAGUCGUGGUGUUUGGAUCGGACGAAACGAGACGUCGGGUAUUAAUACUACCGCGAAGAUGGGUGGAGAUACUACCGCUCGUGCAAACGUUUCCUCUGGUGGUAAGAUUCCAUCUCAAGUCACCGUCCGCGUCGAAAGACAUGAAAUGACGGAUGCAAUCAAUAAACCAGUCGAUACUAUCAUGGGACAAGAGAUGGAUAUGGAUAUGAAGGAUCCCAAUUGGGGCAGCAGGGCUGUCUGA